Owenia fusiformis is the source of this 1645-nucleotide messenger RNA. The record is from the annotation of a GenBank genome assembly. Lineage: Eukaryota; Metazoa; Annelida; Polychaeta; Sabellida; Oweniidae.
AUGUCUUCUACCAACGACGAAUGGUUGACUGAGGUGAUCGACGGGGGUCUGUCUCGACGAGAAUGGAUUCUAAUUGGGUGCCUAGGGGGCGCUGUGUUUAUAUGUCUCAUUGUGAUUCUAGUGCUGCUAAUAAUUAUGGCUAGGAGAAGACCUAGGAACAACAGACGUGUGCGGAGAGAUUCAUCUAUUGCAGGGAGUUCUGAUUAUGGUCCACAUGAGAAACAUCUCCAGACUAUAUCUGCACCAACUUACGGCCAUGAAGAUUUCAUAAUUGAUACAAAAGAGAAUAGGCUUCGGAGGAUCCCGUAUAAAAAAGGUUACGACAGAGAUACCCACGAAUUUGAUGAAAAUAUACAUGCUUGGGAUCAUAAGGGAAUGUAUCCGGACAAACACCGGAAAGACAGGCACCAAGGAGACAGACACCGUGACGAUAGACACCAUGGAGAUAGACACUAUGAAGAUAAUAAACAUCAUGGAGAGAGGAACCACCGUGAUCGCGAAUAUCAUUCCAACGGGCAUGUGAACCACGUAUCAAACGAUUAUGGGCUCGCACACUAUCCACCACAGCCCUCUGGUGGUCGAUAUGUAGAACGAAGGUAUGACGACUAUGUACCACGGGUUCAUACGCAAUACUAUUAGAGCAACAUCUUAAAAACCAGCAAUACUACUAAAACAAUAUUAAAUACGAUAAAUAAAUACCAUAGUAGCAAUAUAAGAUUUAGAAAUGAUGGAAUAGAAGACUUAUGUACUGAUGAAACAAAAAUAUGAACAUAUACAAAAAAUGUUAAGAAUGAGCUCUUCACCUUGUAAAGUGGUGUCCUUAACUUACCUCAAUCAUGAUGUACACUUCGUCUGGAUUCACGAAAUAAGCAAUACCAUAUUAUUCAAAUAUACUUGUAUGGACUUCAUAUACACUCGUUCACAAAGGAUAUAAAAACUUGGUCACGUUUAGAAUAAUGUUAUUUUGACAUUAUUUUAAACAGAUUAACUGGAUAUGCGACUUUGUAUAUAGUUUAGAUACAAAUAUACAUUUAUUCAGAUACAAAAUUUAGCAAACAAACGUUUUCAUUUUUCAAUAAUGUAGGUAUCGAGUGUUUAAUGGGUUGUAUUUUUGUCUAACCCUGGUUAUAUGUCACCCUAGUUUUAUGAAUCAAAAUUUUAUGUAGCUUCAUUUACCAUAAAUGCUGCUGAUGAUUUUUUGCUUUGAUUUAGUUGGAUUACAUAUAGUUUUAAUUUGUAAACAGCACAACUAUUAAUUAAUAUAAUAUAUUGUUUUUUUUAUUGAACAAAGAAGAUUAUUUACAGAAACAACAUUUGUUUGUUGAGGUAAAAUAUCUAUAUGUAUUUGUCUCAGCUUAUGUGUAAAAUCAAGGUAUUAUAAAACAAGAAUUAACAAUGCACUAUAAAUAUAUACAUAUUCAUGUAUGUUGCUCACAUUCGUUAAUGUUUUUUCAUUUCAUAGUUAGUAUUCGGAGUUACCAUUAUACUGCCAUGCCUAUUACUACCACAUUAUUGAGACUUUUGAAACAGUAAAAAAUUGGUAAACUAUUGAAUAAAGGAACAAAUUUAAAUAUAUUAACAUUGUGUACAUUUACGAUACAUAUAAUAUAUCAUGGAGAAAGGGACGAAUCGGAAUCACUGUACA